GUGCAGGACUGGCCUCUGGCGGUUCAGGUCUCAGGUGACCUCUCUCUCUCUCUCUCUCUCUCUCUCUGUGUGCAGGACUGGCCUCUGGCGGUUCAGGGUUUCCUGCGGGCUGCAGAGAGUUACAGACUGGCGGCCAUGUUGGAUUCUGCAGCCGCUGCCCUAAAAGAGGCAGGAAGUCACAUGAUCCAAUCGGAUCAGUUCAGCCAUAAUGACAUCAUCGGCGUGCUGACAGAGUGUCUGAGUUUGACAGAAAGCAUCACGGACCCGAGGAUUCUGGGUGAGUUGUACCUGUCAGUGGGUGUCUCUUACUGCCAUCUCAGGUGUUUCCAGGACGCCGCGCGGUGCUUCCAGCUGGCUCUGGGCCCCGCGGCUCAGCGCCCCCCCCUGCUGGCCAAAGUGCUGCACAACCUGGGAGCCGCUCUGAACUCUGUGGGCCAGUUCACACCUGCUGUGGGCUACCACAGGCUGGCCGCUGGACUCUACGGCUCUCUGGGUUGCCGUGGCGACCAGGCUCGGUGUUUCAGUAACUUGGCUUUUGCCUUCAGUCAGCUGGGUGAUGAAGACGAGGCGGCGGAGAGCUUCAUCCACGCUCUGCAGGGAUUCAGAGACACAGAGGACCACCUGGCUCAGGUCCAGGUGUGUGAGUCGUUGGCAGAGUGUUACCUGAAGCAGAGGAAGCAGCAGAAAGCUGUCCAGCUCUACAAACAGGCUCUGGCCGCCCUGACUCACUGCAAGGACAGUUCUGGCUCUGUUCGGGAUCGUCUGGUGGAGCGUCUGACUGCAGCUCUACAGCAGAGUCUGACUGUCAGUCCGCAGAGGCCACGCCCACACAGACCACCUAUUGGACAGCGGGCCAGGAAGAGUGACAUCACACAGAGUCCAUGCCAAGUGUCCAACCAGCAAUCAGACAGUCAGAGGUGGGAGGGGCAAGGUGCUACAGUGUCAGAGCAGGAGGCCACAGCUAGACAGGAAGCAGCAGAGCAUUGUGGGUCAGCAGGCCGCGGAGCACCUGGACUACACAGUUCUGACCAGUCAGACCAGCUGCAGCACAGUGAGCUGUGGUCGGACAGAGAGAAGCUGCUCACUGACAGUGAAACCUCAUUGGUCCAGGAGAAAGAUACCCCACCCGCCGGCCCAGAUGAUGUCAGAGAGGCCACGCCCCCCAGGUGGAGGUCUCGGAUCUGUUUACUGAUGUAGACCCGCCUGCCCGACACUUUCAUUGAUCACAUGUUGAUGAGAGAUCAAAGUCUCUGUGAUCACUGGACUGAAUAUAGAGACUGGUUUCCAUGGAAACUACAGGAAGGAAACAGCGUUGCUUUAAUAUGCAUCAUCACAGAGAUGUGCAGAUACCUGCAGAUACUAUACUGUGUGUGUGUGAGUGUAUAUAUAUAUAUAUAUAUGUAUGUGUACACUGAACAAAAUUAUAAAGGCAAUACUUUUGUUUUUGCCCCCA
Molecule: messenger RNA, 1453 nt
Organism: Micropterus dolomieu (smallmouth bass)
Lineage: Eukaryota; Metazoa; Chordata; Actinopteri; Centrarchiformes; Centrarchidae
Product: tetratricopeptide repeat protein 24-like
Exons: 11
Molecular function (GO): protein binding
Source: RefSeq, a predicted model, not a curated record